ACCCACAAUAUUCCGCACCCACUCCCUAUUAGCCACAUUUCUCUCGCUCUCUCCUUUCUUAUCUGACGCACCCCAUAACCUACCCGGCACACGUUAGCAUCAUGGCCUCUUCUCGUCCGCCACCGCCGAAGUCUCUCGAUCUAGAGCUCACCAUAGUCUCCGCCAAGCACCUCAAGAACGUUAACUGGAAAAACGGUGACCUCAAGGCCUACGCUGUCUUCUGGGUCGAUCCCGACCGGAGGCUCGCUACCAAGUCCGAUGACUCCGGUUCUACUCGACCCGUUUGGAAUGAGCGCUUCACUCUCCCUCUUUUUCUCCCUCCCCAGGAUUCUUAUCUCACCCUCGAGAUCUUCCACUCCAAACCCAGCGAAACUCCCAAACCCCUCGUCGGCACCCUCCGUGUACCGUUGAAGGACCUGCCUGACCCAGAUGACUCGUCCCGAAUUCGAACUUUUGAGCUGACCCUCCCCUCAGGUCGUCCUCAGGGUAAGAUCAGGAUAAAGCUUGGGUUCCGUGAACGACCGUUGCCACCACCGCCGCCGCCUCCGGGUCUUGAUUAUCACCAUAUUGCCCCUCCACAAAAUUAUUAUUACAACACUGCAUCUAUUCCUCCUCCUCCCGCGCCGCGUGAUUACAGGUAUGGGCCUACAAUGCCGCCGCCCCCGUCGCUGUCACCUCCACCUCCGCCUCCUCAAUACCCAUCCUAUCACGAUGGUUACCCUCCAUCUCCUUAUUACUCCGGAUAUUACUCCUCGGCCCCAGCCCCGCCAAGGCCCAUCUUUGAUCGGACGGGCAGUUACGGUGGGCCCUCUGCGCCCGUUGAGUAUUCACUGUACGAUCAGAGACAGAAAGGAGGAGGAAAGAUGGGGUUUGGUACGGGAUUGGCUGUGGGCGCGGUUGCUGGGGCUCUGGGUGGACUGGCAUUGGAAGAAGGAUUGAAAUACGAAGAGGAGAAGAUCGCAGAGAGGGUUGAGAAUGACCUUACUGGGCGUGAUGAUUAUAGUGAUUAUCGCGCGGAUUAUUGAUGGGUAAAUUGUUGGUUUGGUGAAGCUUUUAAGUAGCAAUCUAUGUUAAUUUGUUAUGAUUUCUAACGUAUAUAUGUAUAUAUAUAUAUAUAAUCUAUGUGGGAAUUUGGGUGGAAUACCACUCGGUGUUUGAGCAUCUUAUUUGAAAGGAAAUAAAUUAUGGUUUUAAUACCA
Molecule: messenger RNA, 1199 nt
Organism: Hevea brasiliensis (rubber tree)
Lineage: Eukaryota; Viridiplantae; Streptophyta; Magnoliopsida; Malpighiales; Euphorbiaceae
Product: formin-like protein 3
Exons: 1
Coding region: 102-1025 (307 amino acids)
Biological process (GO): defense response
Source: RefSeq, a predicted model, not a curated record